This is a messenger RNA of Neoarthrinium moseri, 2364 nucleotides long. RefSeq lists its product as uncharacterized. Gene Ontology annotation, molecular function: protein binding. The transcript is spliced from 3 exons. The record is from RefSeq and is a predicted model, not a curated record. The coding region runs from base 1 to 2364 and encodes 787 amino acids. Lineage: Eukaryota; Fungi; Ascomycota; Sordariomycetes; Amphisphaeriales; Apiosporaceae. Gene Ontology annotation, cellular component: SCF ubiquitin ligase complex. Gene Ontology annotation, biological process: SCF-dependent proteasomal ubiquitin-dependent protein catabolic process.
AUGCGUCCUCCCGCGCCCGCGCUCGACGUCAUCGCCGCGCAGUCCCAGGCUGCCCAGGCUACUGCUGCACCGGCCGCCGCUGCUGCUACGGUUGUCGACGGUAACAACAACAGCACCAGCAAUAGCAACAGCAAUAGCAGCAGCAGCAGCGACGUGGAUCUCCCGACCGUCGUGAUGGCUGAGCCAGGCCCCGGCCCCGGCCCCGAUGCUGACCAAGAGCGAGACGCCUCUGAGACCCGGGAUUCCCGCUCCUCCUCGUCCACCAACUCGCCCAUCCCCCGCGAUAAUGACGAGUCCGACUUCUACCUGGCCAACAACGACUCGCAGUCCUCGCUGGGCAUGGUGCCGAACCUCCAGGACAUGCAGGUUAACGACCAGGAAUGUCUGCCCAUCGCCGUCACCCUCCCCAGCGAGAUCCUCAUCAGCAUCUUCGGCCGCCUCAACUCGCCUGCCGACUGGUUCCGAUGCAUGCUGGUCUCCAAGAGGUGGGCCAGAAACGUGGUCGAGAUGCUCUGGCACCGCCCUACCUGCACCACCUGGCCGAAACACACAAAGAUCUGCCAGACCCUGGGCCUCGAGCACCCCAGCUUUGCCUACCCAGAGUUCAUCAAACGCCUGAACCUCGCCGCCCUGGCACACGAGGUGAGCGAUGGCAGCGUCAUGCCACUUGCUGUCUGCUCCCGCGUCGAGCGCCUGACCCUGACCAACUGCAAGGACCUGACCGACGUCGGCUUGAUUGCCCUCGUUCGAAACAGUCCGCAUCUCCUGGCCCUGGACAUUUCCCAGGACAUCAAGAUCACCGAGGCAUCCAUCUUUGCUAUUGCUGAGAACUGCCCCAGGUUACAGGGACUCAACGUCUCGAGCUGCAAGCAGAUCUCCAACGAGAGCAUGAUCCAGCUGGCUGAGAGCUGCAGGUAUAUUAAGAGGUUGAAACUCAACGACUGCGAUCAACUCAACGACAGUGCCAUCAUGGCCUUUGCCAACAACUGCCCCAACAUUCUGGAGAUCGACCUGCACUCGUGCCGUAACAUUGGCAACGACCCCAUCACGGCUCUUCUCGCCAAGGGCCAGUCCCUCCGGGAGCUGCGUCUUGCCAACUGCGACCUGAUCGAUGACUCGGCCUUCUUGAAUCUUCCAUCCAACAAGGUCUACGAGCACCUGAGGAUCCUUGAUCUCACCUGCUGUGCCCGCCUCACAGACCGCGCCGUUGAGAGGAUCAUCGAGGUGGCCCCCCGACUUCGAAACCUGGUCUUGGCCAAGUGUAGCAACAUCACCGAUGCGGCUGUCUAUGCUAUCUCGCGCCUGGGAAAGAACCUGCACUACGUACAUCUAGGACACUGCCGCCACAUCACCGACGAUGCCGUCAAGAAGUUGGUCCACUGCUGCAACAGGAUCCGCUACAUCGAUCUCGGAUGUUGUCAGCACCUCACUGAUGAUUCUGUAACUCGGCUGGCCACUUUGCCCAAGUUAAAACGCAUCGGUCUUGUCAAGUGCAAUGCGAUUACCGACGAGAGUAUGGAGGCUUUGGCAAGGGCCAACUCACGGAUCCGUUCCCGAAGAAAUGAGCAGGGACUGGUGGUUCCUGACUUUCAUCACAGCAGCAGUCUAGAGAGAGUCCAUCUGAGCUACUGCGUCAAUCUGACUCUGCCUAGCAUCAUUAGACUUCUGAACGCCUGCCCCAAGCUGACUCACCUCAGUUUGACGGGCGUUAAUGCGUUCUUGCGCGAAGAUCUCGAGAACUUUUGUCGCGAAGCGCCACCAGAUUUCACUGAACAUCAGCGUCAGGUGUUCUGUGUAUUUUCCGGCCCGGGAGUUACAGGGUUGAAGCGCUAUCUUAACACUCACCCCGAGUUCGCUCAAUAUCAUGAGGGACGGCCCGCUCUGCCACCGCAGCCUGCCCAUGACAUGGAUGGCUUGGAAGACAACGAUGUUAUCGAGGAUGAUGACAUGGGUGAUGGUAGUGAACUCGCCCUUGGUCCUGACAACGACGAUGUCCAGGUCAACAAUCACAAUAUGGCUAUCCCGCCACCGCCUCCUCUGCCGCAUGUGAAUUCCCAAACCAACAGCUGGCUGGAUCCCAAUAACCCAAUCAUUGAGAACUCGGUCGCCUUCAGUAAUUCUCUCAAUGGCCCUUCAUCAGCCAAUGCUCUCGACACUCUCGCGGCUCCAGCACCACAAGUGCUCCCCACCUCGCCUACGGAGGAACCUGCGACAGGCCGGACUGCACCUGGCUUCUUUGAAGAGGCUUUCCAUACCAGAGGGCCCAGCACCGCAGGUGGGAAUGCUUCAGGAGGCCCAGGACAGUCUAAUGCUGGUCCCAGUACGGCAUCGUUCCAUGGAGCAGCCCAAGAACACCCCAGCUAG